Molecule: messenger RNA, 2241 nt
Organism: Temnothorax curvispinosus
Lineage: Eukaryota; Metazoa; Arthropoda; Insecta; Hymenoptera; Formicidae
Exons: 3
Source: RefSeq, a predicted model, not a curated record
GAGGUUAAGAGAAGCGUGAGAAGGGACAAACGGGCGUGGAUCAACGACCUGGCGGCCCUAGCGCAACAAGCAGCUGAGAGCAACAACACAAAGUUACUUUAUUACAUAACUAAAAAGCUGUCUGGAAGGAGAUUUGCAAACUCUCCUCCUCUAAAAGCGAAAGAUGGAACUCUCCUAACAUCUAAGGACGACCAGCUGGAACGCUGGACAGAAUAUUUUACAGAAGUUCUUGUCCAAGCUGCGGUCCCCGCAGCAGAGCAAACAGAAAAGCAGAUGGAUAAUGAUGCAAGAGCACCUGAAGGUGGCGAAUUAAAGAUAAAAAUUGAUCCUCCUUCAUAUGCGGAGAUCAGGACUGCCAUCCAAAGUCUCAAAGGUGGUAAAGCUCCAGGAAUAGAUGGGGUUCCACCCGAGUUCCUCUCUGCGGACAGCUCAACCACUGCGAAGCUUCUGCAACCCAUUGUAGCAAUGGCAUGGAAUCAAGAAGAGUUGCCCUCGGACUGGAAGAAGGGUAUAAUUAUAAAACUCCCAAAGAAGGGCAACCUUAGUCUCUGUGAUAACUGGAGAGGAAUAACAUUGCUUACGUCGAUAAAUAAGCUUACGUUCAUUAUCUUUAAAAGAGUAUCUACAGCUCUAGAGCCGCAUCUGCGUGGGGAGCAAGCGGGCUUCCGACCACAUAGGUCAUGCAUAGACCAAAUCAACACCUUGCGCAUACUGAUUGAGCAGUCGCAGGAGUGGAACUCGCCACUAUACCUGGUGUUUGUCGAUUUCACAAGAGCAUUCGACAGCUUAAAUCACGCAUUCCUGUGGAAAGUACUAAUGGAUUACGGGGUACCCGACAAAAUAGUAAGAGUUAUCAAGGCACUUUACAGGGAUGCUUCAUCCUGCGUGGCUCAUGGUGGGGUGCUCGGAGAGAGCAUCGCGAUAAAUGCGGGUGUAAAGCAGGGAUGUGUACUAUCGCCCUUCUUGUUCAUUCUCGUUGUAGAUCACAUCCUGAAGAGUUUAGAGAGGGCACCCAGAGGGGUACUCUGGAGUUUUCAGAAACGUUUGGAAGAUUUAGACUACGCAGAUGACAUCUGCCUUCUGGCUCAUACGUUUCGGGACAUGCAGGAAAAGCUGAGUGAGCUUGCUGACCUGGCGCUGGAGGCAGGACUGCGUAUUAAUAUUCGUAAAACCAAGAGUAUGCGUCUGGGCACUAAGGUUCGAACGAGCUUUGUGCUCGGGAGAGAGACGAUUGAAGAGGUUGACGAAUUCUGCUAUCUUGGCAGUGUGGUGACGUGCACGGGCGGAGCCGAGUCUAAUGUAGCCAGCAGAAUCAAAAAGGCUCGUCAAGCGUACUUGGUUCUCGGAAAUAUAUGGGCCUCCUCCGUGUACUCGAUUGGCACAAAGCUUCGCAUAUUCAACUCAAAUGUGAAGUCGGUGUUGCUUUACGGAUGCGAAACAUGGAAGAUUACUGCCAGCAUAACGAGAUCCCUGCAAACGGAAGAAUAUAAGGCCACACGGCGACGGCCUAGGCAGCUUUCGACUGCUCUCAGGCUCAUAGCCAAGACCAGGAGAAGUACUUUUGGUAACCGAUCUCGCCGUCACCUUGCCGCCGCCGAAGCUACGGCCACCACCGAGACGAGCUGCGCCACUUCGCCUGCCGCUACCGCCACAACCUCAGCGGCCCCUGGACUACCGUCCAGGCCAACCGUGGAAGCUCGUCCCGCUCCAGCUCUCGCCGGUGCGACUGACUUGUCCUCCACGCUCGCUCAUCUCAACGUGGGACGUACGAGUUCGGCGCUACACGUCUCCUUGACUAUCGUGGACGGUGCCUCCGCUCCUGUCGCCUCUGCCACCGUCUCCGGCCGAGCAGGUACACCAGGGAACGCAGACAUCCCUCCGGCGCGUGUACACCGAGGCGUGCAACACCAGCCUCCACGCGACGCUCAGGAGAUACAGACCGACCCGGAGUGGGAGGUCACAUCCUCGCAAGGGACGCAGACAGACGAGCCGCCGGCACUGUCAUCCGAGUCUACCCAGACCGAGGAACCGGAGCCGUCCCUCACUCCACCGGGGACACCGUCGGCUUGGCGGAGAUACAGCUCGUUCCGGAGGACCAAGACGCAGCCGAGCAUCAUCUGGCGUCAAGAAAUGAAUGCCAAUGAAAAAUUGGCCCAAUUGUUGCAGAUGCAUGAGCAACAGCAAAUGCAACUGCAACAGCUGGCCCAGCAAUUGCAAACACUGGCAGCAAACCAGGGCUAG